Molecule: messenger RNA, 207 nt
Organism: Polychytrium aggregatum
Lineage: Eukaryota; Fungi; Chytridiomycota; Chytridiomycetes; Polychytriales
Exons: 2
Biological process (GO): positive regulation of transcription by RNA polymerase II
Cellular component (GO): nucleus
Source: RefSeq, a predicted model, not a curated record
CACCUCACCCGCGACCAUGUCGGCCGCAAGCUCCAAAACAACCUCUGCCUGAACUGCCACUGGGGCGACUGCCAGGUCCAGACCCUCAAGCGAGACCACAUCACAUCGCACCUGCGGAUCCAUGUGGCGCUCAAGCCCUACAAUUGCGAGACCUGUCGACGAGGGUUCAAGCGUCCCCAGGAUCUCAAGAAGCACCGCCGGGUGCAC